This is a messenger RNA of Musca vetustissima, 1576 nucleotides long. RefSeq names its product membrane-bound alkaline phosphatase-like. The transcript has a single exon. The record is from RefSeq and is a predicted model, not a curated record. Gene Ontology annotation, molecular function: alkaline phosphatase activity. Bases 1 to 1572 code for a protein of 523 amino acids. Lineage: Eukaryota; Metazoa; Arthropoda; Insecta; Diptera; Muscidae. Gene Ontology annotation, biological process: dephosphorylation.
AUGGAGUUCUCCCUUAAGAUUACGAUUUUGGGCCUACUCCUGAUACAAACGGUUCUCUGCAGCCCCCAACAGGAUGAAGAGGAUUUAAAAGAUAAAUUAAUGCAUCCCGAUUUGCGGAAUGAUCACUUCGAUGCCAGAUCAUUGAGACGGGUGGGUGAAGAUACCCAAGAAUUUUGGUUAAAUCAGGGCAAGGAGUUCAUCAAACAACAACAGCGGCAACAACAAAAUACGAAGGUGGCCAAGAACGUGAUAAUGUUUUUGGGUGAUGGGAUGGGUUUGACAACCCUGGUAGCGGCCCGCAACUACAUUGAUGGUGAACACACGAAGUUGUCGUUUGAAGAAUUCCCCUAUACUGGCCUUUCGAAAACCUACAGUGUGGAUAAAAUUACCCCAGACUCGGCAACCACGGCCACAGCCUAUUUGUGCGGUGUUAAGGCCAAUUAUGGUACCAUUGGUGUCAAUGCCCAUGUCGGUCGGGAUAAUUGUGAAGCUAUGCGUAAUACCUCCAAUCAUGUUUACUCCAUUGCCAAAUGGGCCAUGGAUGCGGGAAAAUCUGCCGGCUUUGUUACCACCACCCGUAUUACCCAUGCCUCCCCGGCUGGGGUCUAUGCUCACACUGCCGACCGUGUUUGGGAAAAUAAUGAUGAUCUUGAGGCCGAUUGUGGUCCAGACAAUGGCCUCGAUGAUAUUGCUGUCCAGCUGAUCCAUGGUGCGGUUGGAUCCCGUCUAAAGGUCAUGAUGGGUGGUGGCAAGCGAAAUUUCUUUGACAAGACAAUCUACAGCAAAGGUUUGCGUACCGAUGGCCGCAAUCUCAUCGAAGAGUAUUUAGAAAAAUCCCCACGCAAUGCCUAUGUUGAGACCCGUGAAGAAUUGGCUAAUGUGGAUCUGACACAAAUCGAUCGUUUGUUGGGUACCUUCAGCAGCAAUCACAUGGAUUACCACCUGGAAGCGGUGGCCAAUCCCUCCAACACCCAACCCACUUUGGCGGAAAUGACCAAAAAGGCCAUUGAAUUUUUAGAACAGGACAAUGAACAGGGCUAUUUCCUCUUUGUGGAGGGUGGUAAAAUUGAUUUGGGGCAUCAUUCGAACAAGGCACGCAUGGCCUUGGAUGAAACGAAAGAAUUUUCCGAAACCAUUGCCAUGGCUAGAGAAAUGACCAGCGAAGAAGAUACCCUCAUUGUCGUGACCUCCGAUCACUCGCACACCUUCAGUGUGGCUGGUUAUCAAAAUCGUGGCUCGGACAUUUUCAGUCUACGCAAUUCGAAUGUUGAUGGCAUGGACUAUUCACCGCUCAGCUAUGCCAAUGGCCCCUCCUACUCGGAAUAUGUCAAUGAAAAGGCCACUCAGCGUAUUGACCCCAAUUUGGUAUUGACCGGUGCCGCAAAGGAUGUGUUCCCCGCCACGGUGCCAUUGUCCACGGAGACCCAUGGUGGUGAAGAUGUUGGCGUAUUUGCUUCGGGACCAUGGUCUCAUCUCUUUACCGGUGUCUAUGAACAAAAUACCAUACCACAUAUGAUGGCCUAUGCCGCCUGUAUUGGUGAGGGUCUAAAGGCUUGUGAUACCUUAUCGUGAAACG